UUUGUCUUUUGUUAAUUACAUUGUUUGUCGUCGUUUCUAGCUAGUGGUUGUCGUGAUUUCCAAUUUCACUUUUAGCUUUAAUUUUGUUAUGAAAGUUACACUGUUAAAUAAUUGGUGUCAUUUCUAUCCAUAAAUAUAUAACAGACUCCAGUAAUUUAAUACAGUGAUAAAUUUCUAGAGUUACGAGUUGUUUCCAGUAGUCGUUGGCUCUUUGUGUUCAUUGUUUAGUUAGGUAAAUAUCGCAGUGAGAUCAAGCAAAAUGCCUAUUUUAUUCAGCGUAGUUGCUAGAGGCACAGUCGUUUUAGCCAAAUAUGCAACUUGUGCUGGAAACUUUACUGAGGUGACCGAACAGAUUUUAUCGAAAAUUCCACCACAUGAUGACAAAUUAACUUAUUCUCAUGGAAAUUAUCUCUUUCACUACAUUGCUGAGAAUAAAUUAGUUUAUUUCUGCAUUACCGAUGACAAAUUUCAAAGAUCGAGAGCGUUUCUUUUUCUCAAUGAAAUCAAAAGGAGGUUCACAUCAGUGUUUGGGGACACUGCCCAGACAGCUAUUCCAUAUGCCAUGAACAGUGAAUUUGCCAGAGUAUUGGCUACAGAAAUGAAACAUUACAGCGAGUCCAAAGACCUAGAAACUAUAUCACGGGUCCACGGAGAAUUGGAUGAGUUGAAGAAUAUCAUGGUUAAAAAUAUUGACAAUAUGGCGAUGCGAGGCGAGAAAUUGGAACUUCUAGUAAACAAGGCUGACAAUUUAGCAACCAGUUCCGUCUCGUAUAGGACUUCGGCGAGGACCCUACAACGUUCACUGUUUUGGAAAAAUAUUAAAAUGUACGUGAUUAUGGCGUUGAUUUUUGCGUUCGCCAUUUAUUUGAUCGGCGCGAUGGCUUGCGGUGGACUUGCGUGGAGAUCUUGUGUUGGUUAGGAAGUUAAUUUUUCAUUAAAUUAUUAACCUGAUAUGCAGAGAAAUGAGAGCAUCGAUUUUAUUGCCGUCGAACAUUUAAACGUAUUAUAUGCAAUGUAUCUUUCCUUUCAUUUAUUAUUCAACAAAAACCCUACAAAGGGACCUUGUAAAAACGCGAAAUUAUCAAAUAGAUAGGUAAUUUAAAUAUAGAUUCAAUCAUUAUAUAAAUCAAGGCUUAACCCUUUGUUGUUAUAAUAUGCAUAAAAAAAACAAAUGUCCAUUUAUUUACGUCUAGGAUAAUGCACGUUUUCACCAAGAACCAUAUUAUAGGAAGCCUCCGGUAAAAUAUUAUAGACUUGUGGUUUGAAACCACUACCUUAAUACAGUAAUACAAUUUAUAAAAGGAAAGGAAACUGGUGAACUCGUGCCAUUAAUAAAUACCUAUAACAUGCAAUAAAUUCAAUAAAUAUUGUACAGCUCUCGUCAAACAAUUCGAUCGCUCUGAAGUUCGUGAGGGGUGGAGAUGCAAAUACUAACUUAAAAGCGAUAGAAAAGGACAGCAUGUAACUUCAGAGUGGUCUACAUGUUUGAUUUGACAGAUCUAUACCUAUCAUAGAGAGAAGUUAAUAAUUAUUUUAGUAGUGAUGUCUCAAGAUGUUUGAUUUGAAAAAUCUAUAAAUAUGCUCAACAAUGUUUAGGAGAGAACUGCAAUAUACUAUAUUAAACACUUAAUUAAUUUAUUAGGUUAAAAUAUAUCUUAAUUCGAAUAAGUGAACGUAAUUAAAUUAGAUAAUGUUUAAACAGUAUCGAAAAUCACAUUAUUAUUGUAGUUUCUAAAAUAAAUUAUUAUAUAAAAACCACGACGAUACUCCAGUGUCCAUUGAAUUCAGUUUAUUUUUUUUAUUUGAUAUUUAUACAACUUUUCAGUCUAUGUUCGAACUACGUCAUCUUAAGACAUCACUGCUAUUUUCUAUUAUUUUUAUUUAUUCAGAAUAUCUAUCACACAAAUAUCGUUGUUAUUUAUUUGUAUGUAGUUAAAUAAAUACAAAUAUAAUGACACUGUUAAUAUUUGACUCGUAAACUCAUAGAGAAUAUUAUACGAUAUAAAAUAUCAGAUAAAUAUUAUAAAAAAAAAAUGAUUCCUUACACAAUAUUUAGUUUUAGAAAAUAUGUAAUUAAUCAAUUCCAUAAUAUUUGCAAUAUAAAUAUUUCAGAUUGAUUUUGUAUUUUAAUUUUAUUAUGUAUUUUUGACGUGACAACGUCUUAUAAAUUGGUUUGCCGGGUGACACUUCAAGAAACUGCGUUACGCUCCGCUCACGUUAUGCGCUCACAAUGAGAGCGAGUGAGAGGCACGCGUCCCUUCCACUCGGGCAUGGUUAGCCCGCCUAAGAGCGAGAGAGACAGACAUAAAAAGUCGUUGUCACGUAAAACUUUCGCCCGUAUACCGACUUUACAGGCAAACAAUUUUUUUCUGAAUUGAUAUCUAUAAAUUGCAUUUGAAUUUAUUUAUAUAGAAUUAUGAUCCUAUACCGUUAAAAACUAAAAUAUUGCAACACUGACAUUUAAUGUUAUAGUCAUCUAAUGUACCUAAUAUGCAUUUGAUUGUAUGUUCGAUAACAUUUUUCCUGUUUCUUAAUCUAUACCUAAUAACUUUGUUCUUAUCAAUCUGCUCUUUUAUCUUUUUUUUUUCUUGACAUUUUUCCAAUUGAAACUAGUAAACUAUGUUGGAUUUAAUAUAAAAUCUUAUUAAUUAUACUUUUGAUACUAGCGGUCCGCCCCGGCUUCGCCCGUGGUACAUAUUUCGCAAUAAAAGGUAGCCUAUGUCCUUUCUCGGGUAUCAAAAUA
This is a messenger RNA of Colias croceus (clouded yellow), 2743 nucleotides long. It is a transcript of the gene Vamp7, whose product is annotated as vesicle-associated membrane protein 7. Gene Ontology annotation, cellular component: membrane; SNARE complex. Gene Ontology annotation, biological process: vesicle fusion; exocytosis. Gene Ontology annotation, molecular function: SNARE binding; SNAP receptor activity. Lineage: Eukaryota; Metazoa; Arthropoda; Insecta; Lepidoptera; Pieridae. The coding region runs from base 260 to 919 and encodes 219 amino acids. The transcript is spliced from 4 exons. The record is from RefSeq and is a predicted model, not a curated record.